GGUCUCAGCGUCCCACAAUCCAAGAUGGCGGGCUGCAGACGAAGGGGUCCCCAGGCCAGAGUUAGGCCACUUUUCUGCGCCCUGCUGUUGUCGAUCAGUCGCUUCGUCGGGGGCGACGGCGUGGGAGGGGACCCUGCGGCCGCCGGCACCGCGAGCACCCUUGCCGCGCUGCCACAUCGCCGUUUCGAGUACAAAUACAGCUUCAAGGGGCCGCACCUGGUACAGAGCGACGGGACCGUGCCCUUCUGGGCCCACGCGGGGAAUGCUAUUCCAAGUUCAGAUCAAAUUCGAAUAGCACCAUCCUUAAAAAGCCAAAGAGGAUCAGUGUGGACAAAGACAAGAGCCGCCUUUGAGAACUGGGAAGUGGAGGUGACUUUUCGAGUGACUGGAAGAGGUCGAAUUGGAGCUGAUGGUCUGGCAAUUUGGUACACAGAAAAUCAAGGCUUGGAGGGUCCUGUGUUUGGAUCAGCUGACAUGUGGAAUGGUGUUGGAAUAUUUUUUGAUUCUUUUGACAAUGAUGGAAAGAAAAAUAAUCCUGCUAUAGUGAUUAUAGGCAACAAUGGACAAAUCCAUUAUGACCAUCAAAAUGAUGGUUCUAAUCAAGCUUUAGCAAGUUGCCAGAGGGACUUCCGUAAUAAACCCUAUCCUGUCCGGGCAAAGAUUAUAUAUUACCAGAAAACAUUGACAGUAAUGAUCAAUAAUGGCUUUACACCAGAUAAAAAUGAUUUUGAAUUUUGCGCCAAAGUGGAAAACAUGAUUAUCCCUGCACAAGGGCAUUUUGGAAUAUCUGCUGCAACAGGAGGUCUUGCAGAUGACCAUGAUGUUCUUUCUUUUCUGACUUUCCAGUUGACUGAGCCUGGGAGAGAACCACCUACACUAGAUAAAGAAAUUUCAGAAAAAGAGAAGGAAAAGUAUCAGGAGGAAUUUGAACACUUUCAACAAGAAUUGGAUAAAAAGAAAGAGGAAUUCCAGAAGGACCACCCCGACCUUCAGGGGCAGCCUGCGGAAGAAAUCUUUGAGACUGUUGGGGAUCGUGAGCUGAGGCAAAUCUUCGAAGGACAGAAUCGCAUUCAUCUUGAAAUCAAGCAGCUCAACCGACAGUUAGAUAUGAUUCUUGACGAGCAGAGAAGAUACGUCUCCUCCUUGACAGAGGAGCUCUCCAAGCGUGGAGCUGGGGUCCCAGGACACCCUGGACAGAUCUCUCAGCAAGAGGUAGAUACUGUGGUGAAAACUCAGCAUGAGAUCCUGAGACAAGUAAAUGAAAUGAAGAAUUCCAUGAGCGAAACCGUCAGACUGGUCAGCGGAAUACAGCAUCCUGGGUCUGUCGGAGGAAUUUAUGAGACAACACAGCACUUCAAUGAUAUCAAAGAGCAUCUUCACAUAGUGAAGAGGGACAUAGAUCACUUAGUGCAGCGAAAUAUGCCAUCAAAUGAAAAACCAAAAUGCCCAGAACUACCACCAUUUCCAUCAUGCUUAUCUACAACAAACUUCGUUAUAUUUAUAGUGGUGCAGACGGUGUUAUUCAUUGGUUACAUCAUGUAUAGGACUCAGCAAGAAGCAGCUGCCAAGAAGUUCUUUUGACCACUAUUUCGAUAUGUGUACAUCAUGUAUAGACAUCAUCAUCACAGAAUUUACUCUUAUCCCAUGAAAAAAUACAAUACCUUCAGAAGAAAAAAGUUGUAGACUAUGAAACGGGAAAUCCUCUUGAGAUAAAAGGCUUCCCAACCCAGUAUUAUAAAGCCCACGGCCCCAUGUGCCUGAACUUCCAGGGAACACCAGAUCUACGCAGUAUGCAUUUGUCAGGCCGAAACUGAGGGGGAUCGUUGUGGUCAUGCCUAAUGCAAGUGGAGACGGCGACUAUGAAAGAACCUGAGCAUGAGUCUGGUCCUUCUGGGCUUGAUAAAGCUAACUUGUUCCAGAAUCACUCAGUCAAGCAGUUGACACCGAGUGUUUAUCAUAUUAUUUGAAGCUUGGUUUAUUCUCCUCAAAAUCAUUGACUUUAGCUCAUUUCUGAAGAAAAAUGUUUGCUCUAUGGGAAAAUCAGUCACUGCCAGGAGUCUUUUAUUUCUGUACUAUUUCAUAUAAUUGAGUUUGUUCUCUUUCUCACACCAGCAAGUACUUUACAGGUGCCUUGAAUUAAAACAGGAUUGAUUUUAAAAUUUUAGUGUAAGUCAUUGUGCUUAUGAUACUACCUUUAAAAAGAAAAUGCAGUUACAUAAUGGCUAAUACUCUUUCUUAAUGUACCUAUUUGUGUUCUAAUUGUUCGAAUGUUUUAUUCAGCUUGAAACUUUACUAUAAAGCCACAAACAAUAUCUUACUAUGUAUUGAAGAGAUACCAGUGUUUCUCAGAGUGCAGUCCGUGAGCCAUCUGGAUCAUGGCGUGCUUGUUAAGAAUACUGAUUCCAGGGCCUGGUUCCAACCCACCUGACUCAAAACUUGGCUGAGGCUUCAAAUGUCAGUGUUCAGCAAGCAUCUCAGGUGAUUUUGAGUACACUGAAGUUUGAGAACCACUACAAUGGGGAGAGGAGUCCCUGGGUGGCAGAAACAGUUAAGCACACUACUACUAGCCAAAAGGUUGGUGGUUCAAACCCCCUGAAAGGCACCUCGAAAGACAGGCCCAAUGAUCUGCUUCCAAAAGGGCACAGUUAAAAGCCCAGUGGAGCAGUUCUACUCUGUACACAUGGGGUUGCCAUGAGUUGAAAUCGACUCAACACAAGCUAACAACAAUGGGCAGUAAAAAAAAAAAAAAAUUUUGUGGUUUUUUGUCUUGUUUAAAGCUGAGCUGAGAACGUAAGACUUUUCAUUGUCAAUGAUAACUAGCACAUGUGCACUGAUUUUUUUAUACUUACACUUAAUGCUCUUUUUACUAAAACUCUUGGUUCAUAAGCAACUACAAGCUAAAUUUAGAUUGUUGCCUAUAGUUUGGUAGUUUGGUGAUGGCGUUUCAGCUUAAAAACUCAUCUUCGUGACAUUGUUUAGCCGUGAAGACUCCCAUCUAAAGCCUGCUUGCUGAAACUUUUUGCUUUCCUGAUUGUGAUUGUUGUGACAUUUUAUCUCAGACAACUGUACUUUUUGAUAACUUGGGAAAACAUUACUUGAAUAAGGAUUGUCUGACCCGCGGCAUUGCAGACAUAGUCUUCGUAAGGAACAUAAGUAGCAGUUGUGAAUAGUAAGAUGUGAUUACCUUUGCCUGUCUUUGUGCUUAUCGCAGGGAGAUAGUGAACAAAGGAUUAUACUGGGGCUUUUUUAUUUAUAACAUUUAAUGAAAAAUCAAUACUUGCAACUUUUUAGGUCUGUAUGUUGCCUGUUUAAUAUAUUUCUUUUAUGGAUAUUACUUAAGGUUGAAAAGGUUUUUCUAUCCAGUGUCAAUUUCAAUUCAAUAACAUUUUGUCAAGUUUUUCUCUUCUGGUUGUUACUUGAUGCUAGCUGGAAUUCAAAACAUGACAUUGAGCUUAUUAAAAUAAAGAAAUAUUUUAGUAAA
Loxodonta africana (African savanna elephant) is the source of this 3481-nucleotide messenger RNA. It is a transcript of the gene LMAN1, whose product is annotated as lectin, mannose binding 1. The record is from RefSeq and is a predicted model, not a curated record. The coding region runs from base 25 to 1581 and encodes 518 amino acids. Lineage: Eukaryota; Metazoa; Chordata; Mammalia; Proboscidea; Elephantidae. The transcript is spliced from 14 exons. Gene Ontology annotation, molecular function: D-mannose binding. Gene Ontology annotation, cellular component: COPII-coated ER to Golgi transport vesicle; Golgi membrane; endoplasmic reticulum membrane. Gene Ontology annotation, biological process: endoplasmic reticulum to Golgi vesicle-mediated transport.